AUGACAGCUCAAGUGCAAGCGAAAAAGAAGAGAUUGUCCAUCAAGAAGAUCGAUCGUCGAUUUGCCCACAUUCAGCCUGAAGGCAGCUGGGAGAUUCCACGCAAGGCGUUCCAUUACUCUAUCGGAUUCCUAGUUGUCUAUCUAUAUAUGCAAGGAGUCGAGGCCAAGAGCAUAUACCCACCGCUUAUUGCUUUCUUGAGCGUCGUCUUGACGACCGAGGUGAUGCGAUUUUCAUCCGAUAGCUUCAAUGUACUCUAUUGCAAAGUAUGUGGACCACUGAUGCGUCAAAGUGAAGUCAAAUCACGGAUAAAUGGUGUAGCAUAUUAUCUAGCAGGCUGUAUUUUCGCAACUUACUUCUUCCCAACGGAGAUUGCAUCCAUGUCUAUUAUCUAUUUGUCAUGGGCGGAUCCAACAGCCAGCAUUUGCGGUCGAUUAUGGGGUCGAUACACACCACGAUUCGGUAAAAAGUCGUUGGCAGGAACAUCGGGUGCUAUCAUCAUUGGUGCGCUCGUGACUUUUGGAUUCCUCAUCCAACAUGAAUCGUUGUCGCGUGCACUCGCAUACUCUGUAUACGGUGGCCUUGUGGCAGGUUUCUCCGAAGCCCUGGGUGACUCAGCUGGUCUGGACGACAACUUGGUGAUACCUGUUGUAAGCUCUAUCAUGUUGUGGAUACCUCUCGUAGGUUUAGAUUCCAUGUAUUCUUCCUCUGUUAUUAAUGCUUAA
Messenger RNA from Lichtheimia ornata, 723 nucleotides. RefSeq lists its product as uncharacterized. Lineage: Eukaryota; Fungi; Mucoromycota; Mucoromycetes; Mucorales; Lichtheimiaceae. The coding region runs from base 1 to 723 and encodes 240 amino acids. Gene Ontology annotation, biological process: phosphatidic acid biosynthetic process. The transcript has 3 exons. Gene Ontology annotation, cellular component: endoplasmic reticulum membrane. The record is from RefSeq and is a predicted model, not a curated record. Gene Ontology annotation, molecular function: ATP-dependent diacylglycerol kinase activity.